AUGCUUCUAGAUAUUGACGAAUGCAGCAAUGGAAGCCAUGAUUGUGACGUAAAUUCGAUUUGUACCAACGCUAAUGGCUCCCAUAGCUGCACCUGUAGGGAAGGAUACACUGGAAUAGGAGAGUCAUGUCAAGAUAUCGAUGAGUGCCUCAUUGCAAGCCAUGCUUGUGACGUGACUGCAAAUUGUACCAACACUGACGGCUCCUACAACUGCACCUGUAAGGAAGGAUACGCCGGGGACGGAGAGUCAUGUCGAGAUAUCGACGAAUGCAGCAAUGGAAGCCAUGAUUGUGACGUUAAUGCGAAUUGCACCAACACUGACGGCUCCCAUAGCUGCACCUGUAAGGAAGGAUACACUGGAAAAGGAGAGUCAUGCCAAGCCGAUCCAUGUUAUAAUUACCACAACCUAAGUGAUGCCACAAGGAAAAGCAGUUACAUUACACCGCUCUCUGGUCCAGUGUUUUGUGACUACCCACUCACCGUGAGAUGGUACCGUUUUGUGGGAGCUGCCGGAACUAAAAUGCCAACAAUACGUGUACCAGCAUACAAAUGUGGUACAGACUGGUCAGGCUGGUUGGAUGGUGCUCAUCCUAUAGUGGAAGAUGGUGACGUUUUCAGGAGGGUCUGCUUUAGCAAUCGUCCUACAGGUUGCAAAUACUCAAUCGAAAUUUCAGUUACAAAUUGUGGAUCAUUUUAUAUCUACAAACUUGCUCAGCCCCCUGGUUGUUCUUCGCGUUACUGCAGCACGGACUAAAUCUGAGUCUAAUAACUUCCCAAAACGAGACAAGUCAUAAAAAGAUCCUUGUGAACAAUGUACUUUACGACUUACAGUCCCCUCCCUAUCGUGAUCGUUAAUACCGUCGUUAUAAUCUGGUGCAUACUGGCAAAUCUUUACGUCGGUGGCGAACUAUUAACUGUCAUAAAUAUCAAGAGUUCUAAUGAUGGUGGGCAUCAAAUAUCAUUUACAUCAUUUAAGAAGACUUCUUGCCUGAAAAAAUGAUAAGCGAAAACUGUCAAAUCCACCUAACUACAACUUUGUACAUUAUUUAAUAGCGUUUAA
Molecule: messenger RNA, 1059 nt
Organism: Pocillopora verrucosa
Lineage: Eukaryota; Metazoa; Cnidaria; Anthozoa; Scleractinia; Pocilloporidae
Source: RefSeq, a predicted model, not a curated record